Plectropomus leopardus (leopard coralgrouper) is the source of this 7489-nucleotide messenger RNA. It is a transcript of the gene iqgap1, whose product is annotated as IQ motif containing GTPase activating protein 1. Gene Ontology annotation, biological process: mitotic actomyosin contractile ring assembly actin filament organization; positive regulation of protein kinase activity; fibroblast migration. The record is from RefSeq and is a predicted model, not a curated record. Gene Ontology annotation, molecular function: calmodulin binding; actin filament binding; GTPase activator activity. Lineage: Eukaryota; Metazoa; Chordata; Actinopteri; Perciformes; Serranidae. Gene Ontology annotation, cellular component: cell cortex; nucleus.
ACAUCAGUGAGGUUUGAAGAAGGAGAAAAAAGUCUCAGUGUGCAGAGGAGGAACAAGAGGGCCGACAGGUCCUGCCCGGGUUGCUAUUGCUCUUCACGGCUGUAUUUGGCGCUCCGGAGAGUUUGGGAGGCAAACUGUCUGAAGUGAGCGUAAAACUUUUGGCUGCAGCGAACCGCGGAGCGCAGAGAGACGCGUUUCUCACCAGAGGAGGAGGAUGUCAACUUCUGACGAGGCAGACGGGCUCCGGCCGAGAUAUGGCUCCGUCCUGGAUGGCGUGGAGCGGCUCACAGCGGAGGAGAUGGACGAGCGGCGGCAGCAGAACAUGGCCUAUGAGUACCUGUGUCACCUGGAGGAAGCCAAAAGGUGGAUGGAGGCCUGUCUGGAUGAGGAGUUGCCUCCCACCACAGAGCUAGAGGAAGGGCUGAGGAACGGCGUCUAUCUGGCCAAACUGGGCAACUUCUUUGCCCCGAAAACCGUCUCCCUCAAGAAGAUCUACGACCGCGAGCAGACGCGUUACAAGGCGACCGGUCUCCAUUUCAGACACACAGACAAUGUCAUCCAGUGGCUCAACGCCAUGGCAGAGAAGGGGCUGCCAAAGAUCUUCUACCCUGAAACUACAGACAUCUAUGACAGAAAGAACAUGCCACGCUGCAUCUACUGUAUACAUGCACUCAGCCUGUACCUGUUCAAGCUCGGACUGGCCCCUCAGAUCCAGGAUCUGUAUGGAAAAGUGGAUUUCACUGAGGAGGAGAUUAACAACAUGAAGAGUGAGCUUGAGAAGUAUGGAAUCCAGAUGCCCGCCUUUAGCAAGAUUGGAGGGAUCCUGGCCAAUGAGCUCUCAGUGGAUGAAGCUGCAUUACAUGCUGCUGUCAUCGCCAUCAACGAGGCCAUCGACCACGGUGUACCGGAGGGCACAGUGGCUGCCAUGCAGAACCCCAAUGCCAUGCUGGUCAACCUGGACCCCAGUUCUGCUCGCCAGUACCAUGACACACUGUACCAGGCCAAGGGAGAGAAGGUGGCCAACUCACGCAAACGGCAAAUGGAGAAUGCUGACGCAGAGAGAGAUAUCUAUGAUGAGCUUCUCACGCAGGCUGAAAUCCAGGGCAAUGUCAACAAGGUCAACGUGAGCAACGCCCUGAGUGCAGCUGAGCAGGCGCUGCUGUGUGGCGACGAGGACAAGUUAUAUGAGGCCCUGAAAGCCAUGGGCAUCCAGAACCUGCAGGCCCAGAACAAAGGCUGGUACCUUAAACAGCUGCAGGCUGACCGAGAGAAUAAGGACCAGGCCUCUCCAGGAGAGCCGCUGACCAAAGAUGAGCUGCAGAAUGGAGUGGACGCGGCCAAUGAGUUUGCUGAAGGCUACCUAAAAAUGUUGAAGGCAGUGGAACGCAUCAACGCUGCCAUCAGGGCGGGCGUGCCGGAGACGACGGUGGAGGAGCUAAUGAACCCCGACGCUCAGCUGCCUGAGGUCUACCCCAGUGCUGCAGACCUCUACCAGAGAGAGCUCAGCAGCCUGCAGCAGCAGAGCCCCGAGGGCUCGCUGUCCCACCCUGAGCUGCUGGUUGCCGUGGAGAUGCUGUCAUCAGUGGUGCUGAUGAACGAGGCAAUGGAUGUCGGAGACAGAGCUGCCCUCUGGAAACAAUUGUCCAGCUCUGUCACUGGACUCAGUAAUGUGGAGGAUGAAUAUGCACAGAGGUACAUGGAUGAACUGAUGCGUCUGAAGGCAGCAGCCAGGGACGAGGGCUGUGACUAUCUCACCUGGAACGACAUCCAAGCCUGCAUCGACCAAGUCAACCUGUCCGUGCAGGAGGAACAUGAACGCAUAGCUGCCAUCGGACUGAUCAACGAGGCCCUGGAUGAAGGGGAUCCCAUGAAGACCCUGGCCAUGUUGCAGAACCCCUCGGCCAAGCUCACAGACGUGGACCCAUCUGUGGCUCAGCACUACCAUGACAAACUGCUGGAGGCCCGCAGAGAGAAGGCUCACGAGACCCAGGACCCCUCUGCUGUGCUGUGGCUGGAUGAGAUCCAGGAUGCCAUUCUGAGGGCCAACCAGGACACAAAGGAAGCUUUACACUUCUCACAGUCCAUUCAGGCCAUCAACGAGGCAGUGGACAGUGGCGAUCCAGCUCAGACCCUGGCUGCUCUGCGGAACCCCAGCACAGGACUGUACGGAGUCACCUCUGAGUGUGCCCAGACCUACCAGGAUGACCUUUCCAAGAUCAAAGAUAACAAAAAGGAGAAAGGUGAUAAUGGCAGUGAGUGGGUGAAGCACUGGGUGAAGGGAGGACACAACUACUACUACAAUCUGCAGACCAAGGAGGGCACCUGGGUGGAGCCAGAGGGCUUCGUCCAGAACAACACCCAGCUCAACAAGGAGGACAUCCAGUCGGUGGUUUCCGGGGUGACCACAGCGUACAAUCGGGAGCAGCUGUGGCUGGCCAAUGAGUCUCUAAUUACCAAGCUGCAAGCUCGUUGCCGUGGCUACCUGGUGAGAAAAGCCCUAAAGGAGCGGAUGAACUUCCUGAAAUCUCAAGACCCAGCUGUUACAUGUAUCCAGGCCCACUGGAAGGGACACAAGCAGAGGAAGAAGUUCAAAGAUCGUAAACAGUAUCUGAAAGACCACACUGACGACGCUGUCAAGAUCCAGGCCAUGGUUCGAAUGCACCAAGCUCGUAAGAAAUACAAGGAUCGCCUCAAAUACUUCCAGGAUCAUAUCAAUGACGUGGUUAAGAUUCAGGCUUUCAUCAGAGCCAACAAGGCCAGAGAUGACUACAAGACGCUCAUCAGCGCCGACGAUCCUCCGAUGGCGGUGGUGAGGAAGUUCGUCCACCUGCUGGACCACAGCGACCAGGACUUCCAGGAAGAGUUGGAACUGAUGCGUCUCCGCGAGGAGGUGGUCACCAACAUCCGUUCCAACCAGCAGCUGGAGAACGACCUGAACCUGAUGGACAUCAAGAUCGGCCUGCUGGUGAAGAACAAGAUUACGCUGCAGGAGGUGGUGUCCCACAGCAAGAAACUGACCAAGAAGAACAAGGGCCAGCUGUCCAACAUGAUGAUGAUGAACAAGCAGAAAGGGGGCCUGAAGGCCCUCAGCAAGGAGAAGAGGCUCAAACUGGAGGCCUACCAGUACCUCUUCUACCUGUUACAGACCAACCCCACAUAUCUGGCCAAGCUGAUCUUCCAGAUGCCACAGAACAAAUCCACAAAGUUCAUGGACUCUGUGAUCUUCACCCUUUAUAACUACGCCUCCAACCAGAGAGAGGAGUACCUGCUCACCAAGCUUUUCAAAACAGCCCUGCAGGAGGAGAUCAAGUCAAAAGUGGACCAGAUGAAGGAGAUCGUAACAGGAAACCCGACGGUCAUAAAGAUGGUGGUGAGUUUCCACCGAGGCGCCCGGGGACAGAACGCACUGCGCCAGAUCCUGGCACCAGUCGUCAAAGAGAUAAUGGAUGACAAAACGUUAAACAUCAAGACUGACCCGGUGGAUAUCUACAAGAGCUGGGUUAACCAGAUGGAGACGCAGACCGGAGAGGCCAGUAAGCUGCCUUAUGACGUGACUCCAGAGCAGGCGAUGGCCCACGAGGAGGUGAGGACGAGACUGGAAGCCUCCAUCAAGAACAUGAAGACCAUCACUGAUAAAUUCCUGUCCGCCAUAAUUGUCUCGGUGGAUAAGAUCCCAUACGGGAUGCGCUUCAUCUCCAAGGUGCUGAAGGACACCCUCCAUGAGAAGUUUCCAGAUGCUACAGAGGAUGAGCUGCUCAAGAUUGUGGGGAACCUCUUGUAUUACCGCUACAUGAACCCUGCCAUCGUAGCUCCCGACGCCUUCGACAUCAUUGAGGUGUCGGCAGGUGGCCAGCUCACCACCGAGCAGCGGCGAAACCUGGGCUCUGUCGCCAAGAUGCUGCAGCACGCCGCCUCCAAUAAGAUGUUCCUGGGAGACAACGCCCAUCUCAAUCCCAUCAACGAAUAUCUCAGUACCUCCUAUCAGAAGUUCAGGCGUUUCUUCCUGGCAGCGUGUGACGUUCCCUCACUCGAAGAGAAGUUCAAUGUGGAUCAGUACUCUGACCUUGUCACCGUCACCAAGCCUGUCAUCUACAUUUCCAUUGGAGAGAUCAUCAACACUCACACACUGCUGCUGGACCAUCAGGACGCCAUUGCUCCGGAGCACAAUGACCCCAUCCAUGAGCUGCUGGAGGAUCUGGGCGAGGUUCCCACCAUAGAGUCCCUCAUCGGGGAGAAUCCUCUUCCUCCUGACGACCCCAACAAAGAGCAGAUGGGGAAGACCGAGGUUUCACUCACACUCACUAACAAAUUUGACCUCCCUGGUGAGGCCAACGCUGAGAUGGACGCCCGCACUUUGCUUCUCAACACCAAGAGGCUGAUUGUGGACGUGAUCAGGUUCCAGCCUGGAGAGACUCUCACUGAGAUCCUGGACUCGACAGCAGGCCCAGAACAGGAAGCAGAGUACCAGCGUGCCAUGCAGAGGAGGGCCAUCAGAGAUGCCAAGACUCCAGAGAAGAUGAAGCAGGUCAAGCCAGUGGUGGACGACAGCCUGACGCUGCAGGGCAAGAAGGACAAGAUCAAGAGCAACCUGCAGCGGCUGGCCGAGCUGGGGAAGGUCCACCCCGAGAACCGCUAUCAGGACCUCAUCAACGACAUUGCCAAGGACAUCAGAAACCAGAGACGGUAUCGUCAGCGGAGGAAAGCUGAGCUGGUGAGACUCCAGCAGACCAACUCUGCCCUCAACUCAAAGACCAACUUCUACAACGUUCAGAUUGAUUCUUACAAUCAGUAUAUCAAGACGUGCAUGGACAACCUGGCCACGAAGGGCAAGUUGUCAAAGAAACCAGGCGACAACAAGGCCAAGAAGAGUAAACAGGUUUCGCAGAAAUACACGGCUGCUCGCCUCCAUGAGAAGGGCGUGCUGAUCUCCAUCGAGGAUCUGCAGCCCAACCAGUUCAAGAAUGCAAUAUUUGAGAUUUCUCCAUCCGAGACUGUCGGAGUUUUUGAGGUGAAGGCCAAGUUCAUGGGCGUGCACCUGGAGACGCUACAGUUAGAAUAUCAGGAUCUCCUGCAGCUGCAGUAUGAAGGUGUGGCCGUGAUGAAGCUCUUCGACAGAGCCACCAUCAAUGUCAACCUGCUCAUUUUCCUGCUCAACAAAAAGUUUUAUGGGAAAUAGAAAAUCAGAGGUUUUAAAGGGCUACAGACACUGAUGUAAACCACAAAACCCACUGUGAGGGUUGCAGAAAGCCCUGACCUGCACCAGCCUGGCAUUCCUACUCAUUCUGCACUUCUCUAUGUGCCUAUGCAAAUUUAUCUGCAUUAUUAUUUUUUAUUAUGUGGAUCACCAUAUGUGCUUUAUUCUUAAUGGAACACUCCAUUGUGCAACUCCAGACAGCACUCCACAGAUGCUUGCUGGAGUUUUUCUUUCCUGUCUGUAUCUGCAGCUAGGUCAAAGGUUAACAUGUGUAUGUUUUGCUUUAAAUCUUAUGAAUAUCUUGUGCAUGGGCCUUAAUUAAUUAUAAAAAAAAAAUGUUUUAUGUAAAGAGAUCACAUUUUGUGUCUUUCUUAGCUGUUAGUUUACCUGAUCACCUGACUGAUAAAAGUGUGAUAAACAUCUCCGCCAAUACCAAAGUGCUUGCUUGCUUUUUAGCAAGGCUGUAGUCCAUGAGUCUUUGUCCCCUCUGUGUGAUUUUGUGUUGUUGCUUUAGACGAAUUGGAAAGAAAAACUAAGAGUUGUGAGUGGAAAAACAAGAUGCACUCCUCCCUUUUCAUCAUAUUUUAUUUUGAAAGCAUUAGGGAUGUCCUGCUCAAGUUGUUUUGCCCCCGAUCCGUAUACGAGUCAUGUGAUAUUGAGCAUCUUCUUAUCUGAUUCCCAAUUCAAUACUUGUAUUUACCUGGCUAAUAUAGCAAUAAUAUAGCAAAUGCACAAUACACACUUCAAGUAGUUUAAAGUUUAACAUUUAAUUUAAAAUUAAAAUCAAUCCAUUGAUUAUGCUUGACAAUAAAAUUUGUAAAUAAGUAAAUCUAAAAAUAUUUUUAUAUGGCUCUUAGUGCAGAUUUGUUUUUUCAACAAAAUAACAAAGUAAACAAACUAGAAUGUGUCUCUCAAAUCCUCUUAGUGUGGCAGUGUAAUAAAAGUAAAGAACACUAUAUAAGAGUAAUAUAAUUACAAUUCCACUUCAAAGUGGUGUUAUAGCUGAACUUUAAUAUUUCCAGUCACAGCAAAUAAAAAUUGAUCACAAUGCCACUUAUUACAGCAUCAUAGUAAAACUAGUUCGCUAAAUAUGAACAAAAAUUCACUUAAAGUGGUGUGGCAGCUUCAGUUGAGAAAAAAAAUGGUUAAAAAUUGUGCUCCCUGUUUGACGGCAGACAUAAAACAAGGAUCGGGCAGAGCAAACGCAAUCAUUUAAAAAAUGCAUUGAUAGUAUUGAUCGGUUUUGAUUGGGACAUCCCUAGAAAGCUCUGUAGUUUAGUGUUUCUUUGAAUAUGAUUUGACCUAAAUCUCAACACGACUCAUAAUAUAAAUAUUCUGAAAUGUUCUGAUAUCUAUGCAAAGCUGAAGUGGCAUCAGAGAUGGUAUUUGACAAGAAUUGCAAAAAAUAGCAAACUCAUAUGGAGCUUUUGAAAUCAGAAAUUUAGUUUUUAUGUCUUAUAAAUAUAAAUACUUUUAUAAUCUAAUUUGAUAAAUAAGCACGACAAAUUCAUAUUCCACCACUCAAGUCCAUUCUGUGCCAGCUCUUAUCUGGCUCUAGAGUCUUUCCUGAUGAGUCAGGAUGUCGGUUUAUUUUGGACUGGACUAAACUGAGCGUGACUACAGCCCUGCUGCUCACAGCUGAGCUGCACUGCAUCUCUGCUUUUAGCUCCAUCAGCAAGACGGGACGUGGCACACAAAGCUGUGCAGAUGUGCUCAAUCAUUGGCUUUCUUACACGACUUACAGGAAAUGAUAUGUUUGUGAUCUCUCUCAUGGGCUCUUUAUCUUGUAUAAGUGAAACACAGAUUACUGUUGCAUCACAAAAUCAGUUUAGGAAACAUGACAUCAUGUCUGUAAAACAGGAUGCUAUCUAGAAGUGGUAAAUGGACAUUGAACACAGAGAUUUUCAUGUCUUGUUGAAAAUAAUUUGAAAAAGUUGCCCUUAUUUAUAUUUUUAUAUGUUGUCAGUCCACAUUAUGCUGUAGUUGAUUUUUGCAAAACCUACGACAGAUUAUGUAAGUGAGCUUUAGGAUGUGCAGUAUUUCAGGAAGUAAACAUGCGGGUCCAGUAGAUGUCACUCUACACCAUCCAAUCUGUUUAUUGUGACACAGUUUGAUUGAUUUCAGAAACCCUUGAGUCAAGAUUCCAUUGAACUAGAUGUUGAUUUUCUGUCUUCUGUAAAGUUGCCAUGAGCAGAGGUUGACUCUGUUGUUAAGAGGUGAAGGAGGCCGAGCUCUCUCAUUCACAGUCCAUUCCAUGUAUUUGACCUGUUCUAGAAUAAAGCUCUACAGAUGCAA